Messenger RNA from Vigna angularis (adzuki bean), 2058 nucleotides. RefSeq lists its product as uncharacterized. Lineage: Eukaryota; Viridiplantae; Streptophyta; Magnoliopsida; Fabales; Fabaceae. The transcript has 8 exons. The coding region runs from base 119 to 1783 and encodes 554 amino acids. The record is from RefSeq and is a predicted model, not a curated record.
AAUUAUCACUCCUUUCUUUUCUUUUCUUUCCUUUCUUUACCACCUUAGCCAUCACUAUUCAAGAAAAACAGUGAAAAAUCUUCUUCCGAGUUUAAUAAGAGGAAAAUCUUGUUGAAGAAUGUCUUCAAAAUCAGAAGCUAGCAAGAUCAGUGUUGAUUGCAAUUCAGACAAGGUAGAGCAUGCUCCAGGGGAGAAUGCUCCUAUUCCUGAUGGAUCUAACCAUGAAGAUCUUUCAAAGCCAAAAGAGAAAUUGAAGAGAAAAAAGAAGCAGAAAAAAUCCUCCUCAAAAGACAAAAAGAAAUUAAAAUUGUCUGAACAUGAAGCUGUUAAGCCAGAGUCCUUGAAUUUCACCUCAGUUGACGAGCCCAAUGAACCAACUGAAUUAGACAAAAGUGAAGUUGGUAAAAAAAGAGGAACUGUCGAAGGAAACAAGAUUUCGGAACCUAUGCUGCUUAGGGAUACCAACUCAGAGGAGAAAAGAAACAUAUCAACUAAUGCUGAAAAUCUUAUAAACCCUUUGUUACAAAUUCAACCACAUGCAACUGAAAUGUGUCGAACAGAAACAGCGUGUGCUGGUGAAGACACCAACAAAACGAGGAAACGUGAGAAGCUUCCUAUAAGAGGGGGGAAAAAACUAUCUUCGAUGAACACACAGAAGGAGCCCUUUGGAAGUUCAGGUUUAGCUUCACCGAGACAAAUUACUAAAGGGAAAGAAAAAGUUACUUCGAUGAACACAGUCCAUAAAAGUUUAGGAUCAGCUGCACCUAUGCAAACUACAAAAGGGAAAGAGAAGGUAUUGAUGAACACAACCCCUAAAUGUUCAGGACCAGCAAUGAAUAAUCUCUUCGACUUUGAGACAAUUAUGCGCAGUAAACUUGCUGCAAUGAAUGCUGCUGCAUCUUGGAAAGAUGUAAAUAUUCGAUCAUCUCCAUUGGAUUGUACUACUCAGGCAAAAAAUACUUUCAACUCUUCAUCCAAUUCAGCGAAUGGUUUAGCUCUAGCUUCUGCACCCAAUUCUGGAAAUAUUGGCUAUAGAAACUCAAGGGCACAUUCAGGGUUUCUAAAUUACAAAGACAUUGAUGAUGAUUGGUCUGAAUUGGAACUUGAGGCUUUAUUGAGUUUUGUUAAAAAGUAUGGUCUAGGUAACUGGAAUGUCAAAUUUGAAGAUCCAGAUUUGCAAAUUAUAAGGAACAAAACUGCUAGAGAAUUAGCUGAAAAGUGGGAAAUGGUAGCUUCUAAAAUGUUACCAUAUCUACCAAACAGCUUCAUGCGUCCAGUGACAGCUGACAGAUCAACACUUGAUGCAUCACAUGGAAAUGGAUUUCACUCAACCGUUAAGCUCCCCACAGUUCAGUUUCCAAGUGCAAAAUUUCCAAUUCAUAGGCCUAGCCCUAGACUUGGCAUUCCUCCCUUUCAAAUUCAUGAGGGUAAUCAAGCUCUCAACUGGGGAAGGAUCAAGCCAUCCUCAAAUGGUAGCUUUGGUCCUUACUUUCAAGGGUCUUCAACGGGAGCUUUUCAUUCCUUGGCUGGUGCUCGUCCAAGGGAACUGAAUCCCAACUUCAACACAAUGAAUGCACAACUUCUGGCUCAAAACUUUAGGCCUACCAGUGUUCAGACACCACAAAUUCCACCCUCAUCUCUCAGUGAAACAACAGUUUCUUCUCCAGCCAAUGUUGGAACUGAAGCUCGGCCUCAGUUGCUGUUUGGCGGUCAAAUCCCUCUUCCGAAUAACUUGAGGCUCAACGAAAAUGCUGGUCAUCAUGACGCUGACAACAGAAAGUGAAAUUCGUAUUGAAGAAGGUGGUAAAGGUUCUUUUCACAAAAACCUGAUCUGCACCUUCACCUGAGAAUUGCAUGUUUAAUAUGAGAAGGUUCUGACUUCAAUUUCCUAAGUGUCUCUUUGUUCUUUAGUUUCCCAAACAUUUGGAAGGUGUGCAGGCUAUAUUUGGUACAAAUUAUAGCAACCGCAGCCUUAGUUCAACUCAUAGUUACUUUAAUCUAUUUCUAUUUCUAAUUGCGUGGUAGUUGUUUCAAUUACAAUAGUGACUAAUUAUUGGA